This is a messenger RNA of Clupea harengus (Atlantic herring), 569 nucleotides long. Its product is annotated as C-type mannose receptor 2-like. The record is from RefSeq and is a predicted model, not a curated record. NCBI's taxonomy places the organism in Eukaryota, Metazoa, Chordata, Actinopteri, Clupeiformes, Clupeidae.
UGGUGUUACUAUCUGGUGUUACUAUCUGUCAAUGGUAUUACUAUCUGUUAAUGGAGUUACUCUCUCUUUGUGAGUUGUACAUCAGGUCACUUUGCACAUUAUGCAGAUAAAAUGAGGAUCUUAGGAGGACUCCAGAACUGGACAUGGGGAUCUGUAUCUUUCGCCUUUAUCUUUUCUCUUCAGAUAAACUGGUCCUGGUUCAUGAGAGUAAGACCUGGAAAGAGGCGCAGCAGUACUGCAGAGAGCACCAUGUGGACCUGGUGUCUGUGACCUCCGAGCGGAUCCAGCGCUGGGUGAGGGAGCGGGCUAAAGAAGCCGCCAGUACUCACGUGUGGAUGGGCCUGCAACACUCCUGCUACAUGGGCUUCUGGUUCUGGGACAACGCAGAGACGGUCUGCUACAGCAACUGGGCCCCAGGGGGAGAGACAGAGCCGGACUGCACAGAUGGACUGGAGCAUCAGAGUGCCAGAGUGGGGGCAGUGAAGUCUGGAGGAGACGGGGAGGGAGAGUGGGUCAUGCGUCCAGAAACCGAGGAACUCAACUUCAUCUGCACCACUGAGGCUCAGUAG